Messenger RNA from Galdieria sulphuraria, 2971 nucleotides. RefSeq names its product N-acetyltransferase. Gene Ontology annotation, molecular function: 18S rRNA cytidine N-acetyltransferase activity; tRNA binding; ATP binding. The transcript is spliced from 6 exons. The record is from RefSeq and is a predicted model, not a curated record. Gene Ontology annotation, biological process: rRNA acetylation involved in maturation of SSU-rRNA. The coding region runs from base 50 to 2947 and encodes 965 amino acids. Gene Ontology annotation, cellular component: 90S preribosome; nucleolus. NCBI's taxonomy places the organism in Eukaryota, Rhodophyta, Bangiophyceae, Galdieriales, Galdieriaceae.
UUACUGUUUGAAUGUUGUUGAUUUACCUCAAGAUAGAAAUAGUAUUAAUAUGAAGAAGAAAAUAGACGCUCGUUUGAAAACACUGUUGGAAGUUUCUUGUCAGAACAAUCACCGUGCAUUGUUGGUUAUAAUUGGCGACCGUGGUAAGAAUCAAGUAGUCAAUUUACACUACAUGCUAUCCAAAAUAUCCAAUAUACCCAAGCCCUCCGUGUUAUGGUGUUAUAAGAAGGAGUUAGGGUUUAGUAGUCACAGGAAGAAAAGAAUGAAACAAAUUAAGAAACUAGCACAGAGAGGGUUAUUAGAUACUUCUAGAGAUGACCCAUUUGAGAUAUUCGUGUCGAAUACCCACAUUAGGUAUUGUUAUUAUGCAGAGACUCACAAAAUAUUGGGAAAUACCUUUGGAAUGUGUGUGUUGCAAGAUUUUGAAGCUCUUACUCCGAAUAUUUUAGCAAGGACAGUGGAAACUGUACAAGGUGGGGGUUUGGUGGUGUUAUUAUUGGGAACUAUUCAAUCCCUAAGACAAUUGUAUACGAUGGCAAUGGACGUGCACGAUCGUUUUCGUACACAAGCUCACAAGGAUGUCGUAGCUAGGUUUAAUGAACGAUUUAUGUUAUCACUUUCAAGAUGCCAAUCAUGUUUGAUAGUUGAUGACGAACUCAACGUAUUGCCAUUAUCCUCACCUAUGAAGGAGGGAACUUUUGCUCUUUCGGAUAAACAGAAAGAACAAAUCAAGAAACAACAACAAGAAUGGUCAGAGUUGAAAAGCAAUUUGGAAGAAACCCCCAUAUUAGGCGAAUUGAUAUCUCGUACAAAGACCUUGGACCAAGCCAAAGCAUUGUUGACUUUUAUAGAAGCAAUUACAGAAAAGACACUUCGUUCUACAAUAGCUUUGACUGCAGCAAGAGGAAGAGGAAAGUCAGCAGCUCUAGGAUUGGCAGUAGCAUCUGCCAUUGGUCAUCAAUAUUCCAAUAUAUUCGUUACUUGUCCAUCUCCAGAAAAUCUAAAGAGUUUUUUCGACUUCGUAUUGAUAGGUUUUGAUGCAUUACAAUUCAAAGAACAUGUGGAUUAUGAAGUUUUACAAAGUACGGAUGCUUCCUUACAACAUUGUGUCGUGAGAAUCAAUGUUUUUCGUUCCCAUCGACAAACUAUUCAAUAUAUCGACCCACGUGAUGCCUCUAAAGCUUUGCAUCAGGCUGAAUUGUUGGUAAUCGAUGAAGCAGCAGCUAUUCCACUUCCUAUUGUAAAGAGCAUGUUGGGUCCUUAUUUGAUUUUCAUGUCUUCCACUAUUACGGGUUAUGAAGGAACAGGAAGAAGCUUAUCUCUUAAACUAUUUGAUCAGUUAAGAAAAGGAGCUCAUAGUGAUAAUCGUCCUGAUUCAUUUCAUCUAGCAGAAGGAGGAAGAACUUUUCGAGAAAUCACCUUGGAAGCUCCCAUUAGAUAUGCUAUUGGAGAUCCUAUUGAGUCGUGGUUAUAUGACGUAUUAUGUUUAGAAGCUGGAAAAGGACCACAGCCACUUAUUUAUGGAUGUCCACAUCCUCAUGACUGUCAACUCUAUAGGGUGAAUCGAGAUGCCUUAUUUUCAGGGCAUCCUUUGGCAGAAUCUUUCUUACAAACCAUCAUGGCUUUGUUUGUUUCCAGUCAUUACAAAAACUCACCCAAUGACUUGCAAUUAUUAUCUGAUGCUCCUGCUCAUCGUCUCUUUGUUUUAAUAGCUCCCACUAAGAAACAAUUGGAUUCCAAUGGUUUACCACAAGUCUUAUGUGCCAUACAGGUUUGUUUGGAAGGACAAAUUUCCAAAGAGUAUGCUCAAGCUUCCAUGUCACGUGGUUAUAGAGGAGCUGGUGAUCUCAUUCCUUGGACGAUAUCACAACAGUUUCAAGACUCCAGUUUUGCAAGUCUUUCAGGAGUUCGGGUUGUUCGUAUUGCUACUCAUCCAGAUGUUCAAAGAAUGGGAUAUGGUUCUAGAGCGUUGACAUUAUUGAAUGAUUACUAUUCAGGUAAAAUGAUAUCCUUGACUGAAGAUGGAUGGCGAGGGACCUUAAGUGAUGAGCCUUCAACAAUAACCAAUGUUGACAAUAGUAAUGAUACGUUGAAUCAUGAAAGACUUGAACCAAGAAAGGAAUUACCACCGUUAUUAGAACCUUUGAAUGUCCCCGACAGAGUCGACUAUUUAGGAGUUUCUUAUGGAUUGACAUAUGAGUUGUUUUGUUUUUGGAAAAAGCAGGGAAUGGUUCCCCUUUAUAUUAGACUCGUUGCCAAUGAAUAUACCGGUGAACAUACGUGUAUCAUGUUGAAACAAUUACCGGAACAGUCCAAAAUGUCUUGGUUGUCUAAUUUCUUUCAUGACUUUAUACGACGUUUUCUAGCCCUCUUGCCUUUUGCUUGGAGCAGUUGGAAUCCCGCUUUAACUCUGCAAAUUAUCGAUUAUGGAAAAGAAUACUAUGCCUCGCAUCAAGUGACGAUGUUGAAUGAACACAAUAUGCAUUUGCUAUUAUCUACUUUUGAUAUUCAACGGUUGGAAGCUUAUGCAAAGAAUCUGAUCGACUAUCACAUGAUCGUCGAUUUGCUACCCACCAUUGCCAAGUUAUAUUUUAGUGGACAAUUGGAUAAGGAGAUUCAUUUAUCUGCAGCCCAAUCUGCUAUUUUGGUGAGUGUUGGAUUGCAAUAUAUGGAUUUGGAUCGAUUGGAAAAAGUAUUGAAUGUCCCUGCUCAACAAUUGUUGGCUUUGUUAAAUAAGAUGAUUCGCAAGUUUGCCCAUUAUUUCAAAGAGUUGGAAUGGAGUCUAAUGGAGUCUCAUGAUGCCUCAACAAUAAUAACAGAAACAAAAACAUCGAUGAAGGAUACUAAUGAGACUUUAGAACCCAAACAAGCACCACUGGUCAAGAAACCCAAAAAGAAUAUGGAGCAUAAGGACAAAAAGGAACAUCGUAAACAUCGAUUGGAAUGAUCCAAGAAAUGGCGUUGAUGGUUU